Molecule: messenger RNA, 713 nt
Organism: Arabidopsis arenosa
Lineage: Eukaryota; Viridiplantae; Streptophyta; Magnoliopsida; Brassicales; Brassicaceae
Source: the annotation of a GenBank genome assembly
CUCUCUCCUACGAAGAUAUUUUUGUUUCAUUCUCUUCUCCAUCCACAAAACCUUCUCUCAACUCUCUCAAUAUUUUUCUUCAAAUUUCCGAUGCUUUAACAGUGAAAUUAACGUCUGAGAACAGAGAAACACAUCACAAUCUUUGAAAUCACAGUGCGACGGAGACGGAGGGAGCGAUUUUCGAAAAUGGCGUGUGAAGGUGGAGGAUCUAACGUCAGAUCUAGCUACUACAACGUUCUCGGAAUUCGUAAAGAAGCUUCCGUUUCCGAUAUCCGUACUGCGUAUCGUAGGCUAGCCAUGAAAUGGCAUCCGGAUAGAUAUGCUCGGAAUCCUGGAGUUGCCGGCGAAGCUAAACGUCGGUUUCAACAAAUCCAGGAAGCCUAUUCUGUUUUGAAUGAUGAGAAUAAGAGGUCAAUGUACGAUGUUGGAUUAUAUGAUCCUCAUGAAGAUGAUGACGAUGAUUUCUGCGAUUUCAUGCAAGAGAUGAUCUCAAUGAUGAACAAUGUCAAAGACGAGGGAGAGAGCUUGGAAGACUUGCAACGAAUGUUCACGGACAUGGUUGGUGGAGAUGGCGUGAACUUUGACUGUAACAACAAUCCAAAGGCCAGCAAAAGACCACGUGUCAAUGUCUCUAGGACUAGUGCUGCGAUGCGUUAACGCUUACUUCUUCUGUGUAUGUCUGUGUCGUGUUGUAUUAAAAUUUUCAUUACCAU